Molecule: messenger RNA, 2439 nt
Organism: Mesorhabditis spiculigera
Lineage: Eukaryota; Metazoa; Nematoda; Chromadorea; Rhabditida; Rhabditidae
Source: the annotation of a GenBank genome assembly
AUGGCUGAUGCUGAAGAGGUUGGGAAAGAAGAGGAGGCCGACUCCAAGAUCUCCAAGAAGGAGGAGAAGGCUAGCAAGAAGCCGAAGCCAAGGCCAAGCAAGAAGCCGAAGCCAAGGCCAACGAAGCCGAAGCCAAGGCAAAGGCUGAUGCUGAAGAGGGCCAAGAAGAAGGAGGGCCGACUCCAAGAUCUCCAAGAAGGAGGAGAAGGCCAAGCAGAAGCCGAAGCCAAGGCCAAGCGAAGCCGAAGCAAGGCCAAGCAAGAAGCCGAAGCCAAGGCAAAGGCUGAUGCUGAAGAGGCCAAGAAGAAGGAGGCCGACUCCAAGAUCUCCAAGAAGGAGGAGAAGGCCAAGCAAGAAGCGGAAGCCAAGGCAAAGGCUGAUGCUGAAGAGGCCAAGAAGAAGGAUGUUGAAUCCAAGGCCGUCAAGAAAGACGACCAGGCUCAGAAGGGGGCCGAGGAGAAAGCCAAGAAGGCCGCCCAAGAGCUCAAAGGAGCUCAAAGUGGCGAGCAGGAGGGCGAGAGCAUCGAGGGUAAGACAAAGCUCGGCAAGAGGUCGCGUGCCGAGGGAGCUGAAUUCGAGCAAGACGAGGCAAAGCCGAAGGAAAAGUCAGUCGUCGCUAAUGUUGACGCUCAGCUCCGCGCCAAGGAACCUCACGCCGGUCUGGACAUUGACCUGAUGAUCGAAACCAUAGAAGAAGUGAACCUCAACCUGAAGUUGGAGGCGACGAAAAAGAAACAAGUAAAGGAACCGGUCGAAGCGAAGCCCGAAGAAGAAAAGGAGGUAGGACCCAAGCCGACCAAGAAGGAUGAAAAGACCAAAAAGGAGGCGGAAGCCAAGGCCAAGCAGGAAGCCGAAGCCAAGGCUAAGCAAGAAGCCGAAGCCAAGGCAAAGGCUGAUGCUGAAGAGGCCAAGAAGAAGGAGGCCGACUCCAAGAUCUCCAAGAAGGAGGAGAAAGCCAAGCAAGAAGCCGAAGCCAAGGCCAAGCAAGAAGCCGAAGCCAAGGCCAAGCAAGAAGCCGAAGCCAAGGCUAAGCAAGAAGCCGAAGCCAAAAUCUCCAAGAAGGAGGAGAAGGCCAAGCAAGAAGCCGAAGCCAAGGCCAAGCAAGAAGCCGAAGCCAAGGCCAAGCAGGAAGUCGAAGCCAAGGCAAAGGCUGAUGCUGAAGAGGCCAAGAAGAAGGAGGCCGACUCCAAGAUCACCAAGAAGGAGGAGAAGGCCAAGCAAGAAGCCGAAGCCAAGGCCAAGCAAGAAGCCGAAGCCAAGGCUAUGGCUGAUGCUGAAGAGGCCAAGAAGAAGGAGGCCGACUCCAAGAUCUCCAAGAAGGAGGAGAAGGCCAAGCAAGAAGCCGAAGCCAAGGCCAAGCAGGAAGUCGAAGCCAAGGCAAAGGCUGAUGCUGAAGAGGCCAAGAAGAAGGAGGCCGACUCCAAGAUCUCCAAGAAGGAGGAGAAGGCCAAGCAAGAAGCCGAAGCCAAGGCCAAGCAAGAAGCCGAAGCCAAGGCCAAGCAAGAAGCCGAAGCCAAGGCAAAGGCUGAUGCUGAAGAGGCCAAGAAGAAGGAGGCCGACUCCAAGAUCUCCAAGAAGGAGGAGAAGGCCAAGCAAGAAGCCGAAGCCAAGGCCAAGCAAGAAGCCGAAGCCAAGGCAAAGGCUGAUGCUGAAGAGGCCAAGAAGAAGGAUGUUGAAUCCAAGGCCGUCAAGAAAGACGACCAGGCUCAGAAGGGGGCCGAGGAGAAAGCCAAGAAGGCCGCCCAAGAGCUCAAAGGAGCUCAAAGUGGCGAGCAGGAGGGCGAGAGCAUCGAGGGUAAGACAAAGCUCGGCAAGAAGUCGCGUGCCGAGGGAGCUGAAUUCGAGCAAGACGAGGCAAAGCCGAAGGAAAAGUCAGUCGUCGCUAAUGUUGACGCUCAGCUCCGCGCCAAGGAACCUCACGCCGGUCUGGACAUUGACCUGAUGAUCGAAACCAUAGAAGAAGUGAACCUCAACCUGAAGUUGGAGGCGACGAAAAAGAAACAAGUAAAGGAACCGGUCGAAGCGAAGCCCGAAGAAGAAAAGGAGGUAGGACCCAAGCCGACCAAGAAGGAUGAAAAGACCAAAAAGGAGGCGGAAGCCAAGGCCAAGCAGGAAGCCGAAGCCAAGGCUAAGCAAGAAGCCGAAGCCAAGGCAAAGGCUGAUGCUGAAGAGGCCAAGAAGAAGGAGGCCGACUCCAAGAUCUCCAAGAAGGAGGAGAAGGCCAAGCAAGAAGCCGAAGCCAAGGCCAAGCAAGAAGCCGAAGCCAAGGCCAAGCAAGAAGCCGAAGCCAAGGCAAAGGCUGAUGCUGAAGAGGCCAAGAAGAAGGAGGCCGACUCCAAGAUCUCCAAGAAGGAGGAGAAGGCCAAGCAAGAAGCCGAGCCAAGGCCAAGCAAGAAGCCGAAGCCAAGGCCAGCAAGAAGCCGAAGCCAAGGCAAAGGC